GUCUGUAUGUGAUAUUAGCUGAACUUUGUCUGUAAAGUCAGUGCAGUGAAAACAGAGGUGCUCACAGAUGCAUCUGAUACUACAGUGUCUUCAUUACUAAUGUCUGAGGAGGUCAUCAAUUGUGAAAGACAGCAUAUCUGAUGCAUGUGCACAUCUCUCAGAAGAGGAGGAGGCCGUAAUCCAUUCCCAACAUUCAUUGAGUCCUCACCUCAAGCCUGCCCUCAACCAUCCACCACCCAGAGUCCCAAUGACCAGUACACCGAAGCGCUGGGUGAUUAAGCCCUUGUCCCCAAAGCUAGAGCAGUCCGAUUUUCGCUCUAUAUUGAGCCCUACUAAGUCCUACUUACUGUCACCAGACCCAUGGAGCGGCAGUCAGGACGAUGACUCUCUCAAGUUCGAAUUCGAAAGCAUAUCAAUAACAGGCAUGCAGCCCACUGUGAUGCAAUCAUGCAAAAGUAAUGAAAGCACACCAGAUGUGGUGGUUCGGGCUCGUCAGGUGGCUGUGUCUGAAGAUGGAAGUGACUUUGAAGACUGCCCAGGAACCCCAAGCAGCACAGGCUCACGUGCUGGGUUUUAUUCCUUCGUAGAUGACCCGGCCAGCCCAGAAGCAGAGAUGAAUGAGGCCUACAUGCUCUCGCCUGAGAGACAGGCUAAACUGAACACUUUAAAGGAGAAGAGCGCCUUUAAGCUUCAGAGAUAUGUGGAAGAAAGAAAACCUGGAAGACUGUUUGAAGAAACUAACGGUGAUGAACGUUACAGCGUUCAGGAUCCAUCCAAAGUGAAUGAAGAAGAGGAUAACCCGGACAACGCGGAUCGCACAGAGAUAAUCCGGAACCAGGCACCGAGAAAAAGCCUUGCUCUCAAAGAACAGUGGAGUGCCUUGGAAAAUCUGGACCUUAGUCGCACUCCCCAAAAACUUUUGGAAGGGUUGAGUCUGCGUUACACCCGAGUCAGUUCAAGGAUUGAAGAAGCUACGGCUGAGGCAGGCACUAUAGACGAUGAGCAAAUUGAUUUUAAUGCCGCACGUAAGCAGUUUCUAAUGUUGGAGCAGUCGAAGCCGAAUCCCUUCCUGCAGAGUCCUCAGCAUUAUUCCCCGAAACUGAGAGGAAGGACUCUCUCCCCAAUGGCCAGCAUCUUUCAAGCAAAACAAGUAAGCCUUAAGGAGAAUCAAAUCAAACUUGAUGAGGAACCAGAAGAUGGACUUCAGAGUUGUGCUAUAGACGAUGUGGAUUCUGGGCUCGGUGACCGAAGUGGAGGUUACACUAAUGAUGGGAUUGUCACAAAUGAUCCUUCUGUUUCAGAGAUAGUGGAGGGGGAGACACCUAUCGAAAGAGAAAUAAGAAUCAACCAAGAACGGGAAGAGAACCUACGGCGAUCGAGAGGAAUCCUGCACACACGCAAUUCAGAGAUGGUGGAGAUCAGGGCCAAGCCAAUUCUGACUAAUUUGUCUCCACAAAUUAAGCCUCUGAAAGCCAAAGAUACAAACAGAGUGAGCUUUCUCAUUCAGAGAGAGCUUGAACUGGAGAAACGGCAACAGAGGCUUUCAAAACUUUAUAACCAAGUGCAUCAAGAGCAAGAAGGGAAAUUGAAGGCAUUUGAUAAAGCAUAUCAAUCAGAUAAAGGUUCUGUCACAGUUUUGAGAAACAAUCUGGAUACGGAAAUGGACAUGGCAGAGGAACCUGUACAGAAAGAUAAACAGAAUCUCUGUGACUUGGAAGAAACUUAUUCACCUUGUUGCCCUCAUCGACAUCCAGAUGAAUCUGCACUUCAGAGAAACCACGCUGAGGGAAGAAGGUUUGGAAACCACAAUGCCAUAGAUUAUCCUAUGGGAAACAUCCAUUCUAAAGUAAGGUUUUAUAAAGAAAAUAUUUUUGAGACCCCAACCGACACUCAAAGAACAAAUAAAGAGUCGUUCUGGAUUGCUCAAAAUGGCACCAGCAUGUCAGAAAAAAGCAGAUAUCCUACAUCCCAAUUACCAGACAACAUCCGUCAAGAUAUCGAACAGGAUCUCAAGCGAGAACAGGAGCUUCAAGAGCUGAGAGAGUACAGGAGCCAAUCAUUUUCAUCAAACGGAGACCUGGACAACUACCCAAAUAAGGAUCUUAAGUACACAACAACCUCCAGUGAGGAAACAUCACAAUCUUCACAGAAAGACCUGAUAGAAGUGGAUUGCGUACCUUCAGAUAAAUUGAAGACAGAUAGUUAUCGUUAUUCCUGGAAUCAGGACACUUCCUCCAGAUUAUCCACGCCAGGUUUCAGAUUGCCCUCUGUGUCCAUCAUGACACCCCAGCCAUGGGGCAACUUAACCCCCACCUCCCCUGUUCCACGGGUAACCCCAAUCAAACCCCCAAACCUGCAUGCUGACGUGUCCUCGCCUCUCUCUCAGAAAGGUCUCACUGAGACACUGCUGAAAGAUUUUGAGGACAGACGGGUCAAGCUAAAGCUGGAGGAAAGUGCGUAUGCAGGGAUACAACCCAUUGAUGCCAUUAAUAAUGAGGUCGUAGGGUCCACCCGUGUAACAAGGCAUAAAAACCGCAGAGCUCUGCAGUGGGAGGCUGGCGUGUAUGCAAACGAGGAGGCCUAAAAUAACAGCAUCACACAUGAAGAAGAAUUUGUGGAGCUGGGUUAAAUUCACCAAUGCUCACAAAGUUUCAUUCACGGACAAUGUAACAGUUUGGGUGGUUGUUCAGGGACAAAUGGAGUGGAGGAAGUAGAUGCAGGUGUGGAGGACAUUUGAUAUAAAUUCACUUCUGUAGAGAAGAACUAUUUUGACAUUUUCUUUAUACUUUUACCACUAAAAACUAACAU
Messenger RNA from Paramisgurnus dabryanus, 2808 nucleotides. RefSeq names its product mitotic spindle positioning (gene misp). Lineage: Eukaryota; Metazoa; Chordata; Actinopteri; Cypriniformes; Cobitidae. The record is from RefSeq and is a predicted model, not a curated record.